This is a messenger RNA of Arabidopsis lyrata subsp. lyrata, 2459 nucleotides long. Its product is annotated as lectin-domain containing receptor kinase VI.4. NCBI's taxonomy places the organism in Eukaryota, Viridiplantae, Streptophyta, Magnoliopsida, Brassicales, Brassicaceae. The record is from RefSeq and is a predicted model, not a curated record. Gene Ontology annotation, cellular component: plasma membrane. Gene Ontology annotation, biological process: protein phosphorylation. Gene Ontology annotation, molecular function: ATP binding; protein kinase activity; carbohydrate binding.
AAAAGAUACUUUCCCUUAAUUAUAGAGCAUCCUAUAAUGUGUCAUUUAACUAUUUAUCAAAAACCUGCAAGUUAGGAAGUUUUCAUUUUUAUUUUCUUUGUCUUCAUUACUUCUUCAUCUCUCGAUCAUCGACAAUCUGUAAGAGAAACCAAACUCUCUUCUCCUUCUACGAAUCAUCUUUUGUUGUCAUCUUCCAAACGCCGUUAUUUCUGUUUUUGUUUCACUUUUUCUACCUCAAUUUUGUUUUUGGUUAUCCCUCUAUCUCUAUCGAUCACUUAUAUGGGCAGAUCAAACUCCAUGGUCUCGCUUUUGUUGAUGGUCUUUCUUGAGAUCCUUGUUAGAGCUCAGAUAGCAACAACAGAGAUGACAACAGAGUUCAUUUUCCAUGGUUUCAAAGGAAACCAAUCCGAAAUUCAGAUGCAAGGAGAUUCAACCAUCACACCCAACGGACUAUUGAGGCUCACAGAUCGAAACUCGGACGUUGUUGGUACAGCUUUCUACCAUAAACCUGUGAGAUUGCUUGACAGUAACUCCACCAAUACGACGGUUCGUUCCUUUAGCACUUCUUUCGUCUUCGUCAUCCCUUCAAGCUCAACAAGCAACGGAGGUUUCGGCUUCACAUUCACAAUCUCUCCAACCCCAAACCGUACAGACGCGGAUCCCAAGCAGUUCUUGGGGCUUCUCAACGAAAGAAACGACGGGAAUUUGAGCAAUCACGUUUUUGCUGUGGAAUUCGACACGGUACAAGGAUUCAAAGACGGUACAAAUCGAAUAGGCAACCACAUUGGUCUAAAUUUCAACAGUCUCUCUUCAGAUGUCCAAGAACCGGUGGCUUAUUACAACAACAACGAUAGUCAGAAAGAGGAAUUCCAACUGGUGAGCGGCGAGCCAAUCCAAGUCUUCUUGGAUUAUCACGGACCAACCAAAAUGCUUAACCUCACCGUUUACCCAACCAGACUGGGAUAUAAACCAAGAAUCCCCUUGAUCUCACGAGUGGUUCCAAAACUGUCAGAUAUUGUGGUAGACGAAAUGUUCGUCGGAUUCACGGCAGCGACUGGGAGACACGGACAAGCGAGUGCUCAUUAUGUGAUGGGUUGGAGUUUCGCAAGCGGCGGAGAACAUCCACUUGCAGCUAUGCUCAACAUCUCGGAGCUUCCUCCCCCGCCUCCAAAUAAGGAGAAGAAGAGAGGCUACAAUGGUAAGGUCAUCGCUCUGAUCGUGGCUUUAUCGACUGUUAUAUCGAUCAUGUUGGUGUUGUUGUUCCUCUUCAUGGUGUACAAAAAGCGAAUGCAGCAAGAAGAGAUUCUAGAAGAUUGGGAAAUCGAUCAUCCUCACAGAUUUCGAUACAGAGACCUCUAUGCUGCUACUGAUGGAUUCAAGGAGAAUCGAAUUGUCGGAACCGGAGGAUUCGGAGUUGUUUACAGAGGAAACAUCUCAUCAUCUUCCUCUGAACAAAUCGCAGUGAAGAAGAUAACUCCGAAUAGCAUGCAAGGUGUUCGAGAAUUCGUCGCAGAGAUAGAGAGUUUGGGACGAUUAAGGCACAAGAAUCUGGUGAACCUCCAAGGAUGGUGUAAACACAGAAACGAUCUCUUGUUGAUUUACGAUUAUAUACCCAACGGAAGCUUAGACUCGCUGCUCUACAGUAAACCGAGAAGAAGCGGCGCGGUUUUGGCCUGGAACGCGCGUUUUCAGAUCGCCAAAGGAAUCGCGUCUGGUUUGUUGUAUCUACACGAGGAAUGGGAAAAGAUUGUGAUUCACAGAGAUGUGAAACCUAGCAACGUUUUGAUUGACGACGAUAUGAACCCUAGAUUGGGAGAUUUCGGGCUAGCGAGGCUUUACGAACGCGGAUCUCAAUCACGAACCACCGUAGUCGUGGGCACGAUUGGGUAUAUGGCGCCGGAGCUAGCCCGCAACGGAAACUCCUCAUCCGCUUCCGACGUUUUCGCGUUUGGCGUUUUGCUGUUAGAAAUCGUCUCCGGGAGAAAACCGACGGACUCUGGGACCUUCUUUAUAGCCGAUUGGGUUAUGGAGCUACAAGCGAGCGGUGAGAUCCUCAGCACGAUCGAUCCGAGACUCGGAUCUGGUUACGACGAAGGAGAGGCAAGGCUUGCUCUUGCCGUCGGUUUGCUGUGCCACCAUAAACCGGAAUCUCGGCCGCCGAUGAGAAUGGUGCUUAGGUACCUGAACAGAGACGAGGAUGUCCCCGUGAUUGAAGACAACUGGGGAUAUUCAGAUUCUUCAAGAACCGAUUUAGGAUCGAAAAUCGUCGGAUAUAUUUCGUCGGACAGGGCAUCGAGCUCACACUCACACACAUCUUCGUCUCUCACCAGAAUUUCUUCUACUUCUUUUAUCAGUGGUAGAUAGAUUGAUUGACACAUUCAAGCUCUCAUUAACUCUCUUUUUUUUUCUCACUAAACUCGUUCAAGUUUGGGCUCGGCCCAUUGGGUUCCUUGUCUCGU